This is a messenger RNA of Prorocentrum cordatum, 435 nucleotides long. The record is from the annotation of a GenBank genome assembly. NCBI's taxonomy places the organism in Eukaryota, Dinophyceae, Prorocentrales, Prorocentraceae.
AUGCCAGAGCCCGAUGGUUCUACAGGCAAGUGCUUUGAGAUGGUCGAGUACACGACGACGGAAUGUCAUAAGACUGCUGGGGGAUCUGUUCAACGUUUCUGCAAGUGCGAGGGCGACGGCGCCGUCCAACCUCCGUGCCCCGGCAGUGACGUCGCGGAUCCCGUCACGGAUCCCGCUGCGGCGCCUGCGUGCGAGCGCCGGGGCAGUGGCUGCGAGAUCGAGUGCACGGAGAGCGACUUCUUAGCAGAGUGCGACGGCACAUCGUGUUGCGAGCUCUUCCAGCAGGCCCUCGUGGAGCUCGGCGCUGGCGGCGACAGCUCGGAUCCCAGCGAGGAGGUCAGCUGCAGCAAGGUCCACGAGAUCAUGGCGAACGAGUGCAGUUCGUGUGCGGCGUGUGCGCGGCCCGGGAGGAGGAGGGCGGCGCGAGGCUCCUGA